AUUAUGCACCUUCGUUCGUUAGUAUUCUCUCCUGCGGUACACCCCGCUAUUUUACCCUAUAUUCGUCGUUUUACUACUCCUUCUUAUGAUAUUUUCAAAAAGUUGAAGGACAGUUCCGAUGGCGGUGACUCUAGUAGCCAAUCUGCCAGCGCCGGUAGGCGCAAGCCUUCAGACAGGGUCAUACGUCUAGUUGACGAGAUACUUAAUCUCACAUUGAUAGAAUCUGCUGACCUCUGUGACCUCUGUCAAGAGCGUCUAGCCGGUCCUAACGUUAAUGGUGGCUUUAUUCCUGGAAGGUCUCCAUUUCCUCAUCCGCACACUUUCUUCUCAGGUGUUGGCAUGAUGCCCGAGCGAUUAUCACCUAUGGGUGUGAUGCCACAGCCAGUUGCUGCUACUGUUGAAACUGCAGAGCCGCCUCCAGCGGAGACUCCUCAACCUACAAAACCAGCCCAGAAGAGCACUGGCACUCUCACUUUGGUUGGUUUCGACGCCACAAAGAAAAUCGCUCUCAUCAAGCUUGUUCGUACAAUCACUGGUUUGGGGUUACGCGAAUCUAAGGAACUAGUGGAAAGCGCUCCUCGCCAGCUUAAAAAAGACCUUCCUUUGGAGGAAGUACAGAAACUCGCCCAGGAUUUGGAGGCUGCGGGUGCUACUAUAAAGAUUGAUUAAU
This is a messenger RNA of Babesia bovis T2Bo, 670 nucleotides long. RefSeq names its product Ribosomal protein L7/L12 C-terminal family protein. Lineage: Eukaryota; Apicomplexa; Aconoidasida; Piroplasmida; Babesiidae. The record is from RefSeq and is a predicted model, not a curated record. Gene Ontology annotation, biological process: translation. The coding region runs from base 4 to 669 and encodes 221 amino acids. Gene Ontology annotation, molecular function: structural constituent of ribosome. The transcript has 6 exons. Gene Ontology annotation, cellular component: ribosome.